CGGACCGAAUCGCAUGCUCGUGUUGUCGCGCGCCGUCGAGUCUUUUUUGUUUGUUUAUCUUUCCAUAAUCCAGAUAAACGGACAAGCCUCCAUACAUCCGAUCGACUUUUUGUUCUGAUAAUUUCGGCAUGUCACUAAUCAUAAUCGCGCGGGUCCAAUCAAGUAUUUGUACUGACAGCUGAGAGAAUUACGCAAAACACUACACAAUCAACACACACGUACCCGAAGAUAAAUAUGUCAAAAUCUGCUCUCCAGAAUAUUCUACCGUUUGUAAAUCAAGUACCAGGCUACUUUGACGAGCAGAUCAAACACUCGAGUGACUAUCGAUACUGUGCGGUAAUUAGACUCAAAUAACGCCCCGCCCACGUCUCCGUUGUCCAGCGAAUCAAAGCGGCGUGCAACAUAGCCAAUGCAAAAGUGCAUCUAGGCCCUCGGAAAAAAAGUGUGUAAACAAAAACUGCGUGUUGCAUCGACGGAACUGUUACGACAGUUUUUUUUCUCUAGCCGCCGCCUACCAGUUUUAUGUGACACGAGGCAAGUGUGUGCUAUUUAUCGUCAACUUAACGAAGCAAUAUGUCAAAUUAAUUUGCGACUGUCAACGACAAGUGAAAACAUUUUCCGUUCAGAUUUGCAUUUUUCUUUCCAUUUUUUAACCGUUCGAGAAAAAAAAUUCUUCCCAAGUGUGUUUAACAAAAGAAGAAGAUAAAAUAAGAAGGUCGAAACUUGAAAUUUUAUAUUUUAUGGCAAGUGAGGCGCCAAUGUGAUUGUUUUUGUUCCCGUUUCGAAAGUCAGUUGUGGCAAAAGGAAGAGAACCCACGAAAGUGUGCGCACCCGAAGAAAUCGAAAGCAAUAGUUAAGAUAUUUGCUGUUCCCGACGUCUGGAAUAACGCAUACAAAGAUAUACAGCGUGCAUCGCGACGUGGUAGUACUAGAAUUUCACGGAGCCGGCGCACAAGGUGUCGCCAGUAGGGUUCUGCGACGUGGAUAUCCAUCAGCUGGUGUUUGGCUGUGUGUUCAUCUAGUUGGCAUUGGGAAAUCGGUGAAAACUCCAAGCGUGCUUUCCUCGGAUCUUGUUAGUGCAUCAUCGUCAUCACCGUCGUCCGGCUUCAUCGGUUGAGCGGCGUUUGUUGGAGAAUAUAACAGCCUCCACAAGUUGCAUCUCCACGACGACGACGACGACGACGGCAACGGCUGUGAUCGCAUUUUAUUAAUCAACGUUACGCGCGUUUGUGUGCUUGCGCCGCGCCACCCAGAAGCAGCGUGCCACAAUCAGCCAGCCUCAGGAUCCGAGAACCGACCAAACAAACCCAUAAAUUAUCAUCCCAAUCGCGCUCCGGGCAAGAAGAGCGCGAACGCCGUCGCGCACCUCCGAAAGCUCGCCGCCAAACGCAGUCGGCGGUGACUACCUCCAUUAAACUUUAACCUUGAGCCCCGGUGCGCGCUUGCUUUGUUCGUAAUAAGGCCGACCCGAGCCAGAAUUCAAUCGAUUGUGAUUUUCUUACUGCAAGAGUAUCUAUUUAACUACGUUUAAUCUAUAGAAGUUUUAAUAAUUUCGUGUUUGAGAGCUGAUUAUUUUUACAUUGAAUGCUGUCAAUCCGACUUCAACAACUUCGUCAUCGUUUUGGUGCAGAAUUACUGGACCAAAAUAUUUGAAAAGGAGAAGAAGAAGAAUCCAAUCUGUGAUUAUUUUUUGUUAAUUUUAAAGUAUCGCUUUUAACGCAACUUGAGAGUAAUAAUAAAACGCCGUAUACUACCUUUCUUAAUUCGUGAAUGCAAUAUACGAGUGAGCUGCUAGUGAAAGGAGCAUCAACGAAAGAGACUUCAAAUAAAAUUCAAUACCUUUGUUCAUAAUUUAUUACUGUUUUACAACGAAAAGACAAAACAAAACAAAAAAAUGUACAACUCCAACCUCAGCCUGACCGUACCGCCGCUGUUGGGCAUCGAUGGCGGAGUUUGCACCACGCCCAGGACGCCGGAAAUCCUCAACUCGCUGAUGGCCAUGACAAACCCACUCGAGUAUUCGUACCCGAGUGUGGCGACGCAGGCAAACACGACCACCUCCGCGGGCCUUCUCGUCGGUUCCACCAACACCGCCAGCUCGCAACAGGUGUCACAGACUUCCCACGACAGUCAUUCCAACAGCUCCGAUUCACCGCUGGAUUCACCCGCAGCCGGCCAUCGCAAGACUCCGAGCGUACAACAGACCCGCUCGCAACUGAUCAAGGCCGGUGUGAAGCUGCUGAUACAGAGCAAGCGCAAACACAGCGGUUGCGAUUCCAGCGACGGUAACGAAUCCUCUAGUGGCGGAGGUGGAUCACGAGGAGGAAACGCAGCCAGAUCUGUCAACGGAGCUCCCCAGUCGAAAAAGCGCUGCGACACGGAGAACCUGACGAGUGAAGACGACGUAGAUAGUCUGCCAGCUUCAUCAACGGGUGGAGGAGGACCUGGCAGUGUCAGCAGUCCUCGAUCGGUCACUGGGUUGACUCCGGAUGACGAGGAUCGUCGCAGGCGACGUCGGGAGCGAAAUAAGAUCGCUGCUACCAAGUGUCGCAUGAAGAAGCGUGAGCGAACGGUCAACUUGGUGAAUGAGUCGGAAACUUUAGAUGCGCAGAACAAGGACCUGAAGCAACAAAUGGCCGACCUGGAAAGCCAAAGGCGGAAGCUGAUCGAAGUACUGCAGGCUCAUGGCCCAACCUGCGUUCAUCAGAAAGGUUACCAACCCUUGCCUAGUCUGUCCACCAUUACCAACAACAACUGCAAAUUUUUGAAUGACCUGAACUUCCUGGAUGGCUCAACGGAGGAGAUAAAGUACUCGGAAUGCCUUAAGUCUGGCGGUGAGCUUGGUGAUUUCUCGAAACAAGACAGCGUGCUACCUCCCGGUUAUUGUAAACUAUCUCCAACGGAAGUGAACUAUGCAACGCCUACCGACGUAAUGGCUAUCAAUAGUUUUGCGGAGUCGUUGAAAUCCGAAUACAUUCCAAGCAGCCAAGAACGGCCGGCUCGCGCCAAACCUGGACCUAAGCCACGACAGAAAGCCGCCAAGCGUUCUAUCCCCGUUACCAGCACCACAACUGUAGUGUCGGAUGCACUCCCCUCGAUACCCGUAACCCUACCAAGUGCCGACUUCAUUCUAAAAAGCGAGCUCAUCGAUACCAGCAGUCCAUACACAACAGUUCAAUCUGCCGAUCGCUUCCUAUUUGAAAACUCCCUGGACCUGUACAACAACAAUAACAACGACAGCAACACCCUCGACGGACACCACACAAACGACAGUGACAAACUAACUUCCCUAGCCGCCAAGGACAACGCUUCUAACGCCCUGCUAGAGUUUAGCGCCAGUUUCGAUACCACGAUCAUCAAACCUUCGGAUUACGGACUGCUGUCACCGCAUCAGCAUACCCAUCACCAGCAACAGCAACAGCAUCACCAUCAACAACAACAACAGUGCCAUCUACAGCAAAAUCUCGGCAAUCUGCAGCUGCAUCAGCAACCUCUUCAGCACAACAGCCUCCACCAUCAGUUGCUCUCGCACUCGAACGGGUCGAGCCUGCUCGGCGGCACCAGCAUCGUAACCAACGACUUUUUGAUCCUUCCGGAGCACGACGGCAGCGAGUUCACCGACCUGGACAGCGGCAUCACGUCGUACGCCAGCAUCAACGGAGGUUGCCUGGCGUGACCACCGUCCUCGUCGCCGUUGCCUCCGCUGCCGCUAAUGUUGUAGGCUAGGCAAGGUCCACCUUAGUGACCCACUAGGACGGAAUGUUUCAGUCGUGUUGUUACACAUAGAGAGUAAAGGGUUGCCAAAUUUCUCGUACUCUACCACCCCCCCGUGAUCGUUAAGCGCAGUUACCGCACUCUUUUUUUUUAUUGUCUUAAAUAUUUGUAUUUAUAUAUACUUCUAAUCGAACCCAUCUUCAGGAAGGUGUGAGUGUGUUUGGUAGUCAGAACUAGCCGGUAGGGAAGGUGCUCUUGAAGAAGACGCAAAACAAACUCAAAUUUAACAUUUUUCUCGCAGCCUUAUUGUUGAACCGGCUUAAAGUUGGUCCAAAAGGUUCGAACGUAACUUUUCGAUUAAGGUUUCAUGUGUCAGUCAUCGAAGUCUCUCUCUCACUUUCUGUCAUCACUCGAAAAAUAACAUCAGCUCUUAGGCUUGUGGGUGUAUGUGUGUAUGUAAGCAGAUCACUCAGGUUGAAAUGUGUAUGUGUGAGAGUAAAAGUUGGUUAAGCGAAAGGGCCUGGCAUAAGCGAAAAGAUAACUUGUGGAAUGUUCAAUGUUCACCUUUUUGGUACUAGGAGAAAGGGAAAGAAAUAAUUAAACUUUUUUUUUUAUUCAGGCACACGUCUUUGCAAAAAACAAACUUGAUAGAGUUUCUUAAGACUUUUGUUUCGUUUAGAACUAUAGAAUAUAUCAGCGAAGAAAAAGCAUUCCUUAUACUACUAUAAGUUAUCGUACUCAUAUUACACCGUUCCGCUUCCUGUAUAUUGCGCUUUUUGCAUGAUUUGCGCAUGCUUUAUUUACAUUUUCCAUUCUUUCUCUUUCUCGCGGUCUCUCAGAAAUAAGUUAAACACAAAAAAAAAAUGUAUACUUCAGCAAUAUUGUGAUAUUCGUUGCCCACCUUUUGGUGAGAUUAUGAGUAAAUUAAAAUCUGUUCACUGUCUUUUGAAUUGUUUUAGAAUUUGGACGGAUUCUGCUUCAAACUGCUAGAGAAAUACUAAAGCAAAUCUACUGUGGGCCCCCGAUAAUUCGACCGUUUUUAAUCUGAACACUUUUCAAUUUGAACCCCAUUCGUUUGUACAUCGUUCUAAUUGAAAUUGGUGUAAACAUCAAUUAUAUCGAUCAAAAAUUUUAAAUGGAACAUCGUGAAAAGGAACGCAGAAUCAAAACAACAAAAAGGGCAAUCAGACAUAAGUUUUUUCCGAUGAUCAUAUUGUUACUAGAAGUUGGAAUUAAAAAUGGACUACGUUAGUAUGAAUGAAAUUACAAGAAAACCAUACGGUACCAGGUACAGUUGUAUCCAAGUACUCAUGAAGUGUUUUGCUGAUGAAUUCAGAAUGUUGUAUGAAGUAUUGGCACGUUGGGCGCCAAAAUACAUCUCAUAGGAAACCAACACUCGACAAACUAUAGGCCAUCGAAUUUUAAAAAUGACGUAUCUUGCGUCACAUGCUGUUUUCGAACGUGUAUUCCCAUGUGAUCGCCAUUUAUUUGACAACUUUAUCCCGACAUUGGUUGGGGCCUUGCCGACUGGACUUAAUUUUUUAUUGUUCCAAUUAUCAUCGACAGUUCCCUGUGAUCUUUCCCAUUUCUGCUGACGAUCCUGUGUUCUGUGUGUUUGGGUACUUUCAACUGGCACUAGGAUUGUAUGCUGGUUUCCAUCCUAAGGCAGACUUCUUUUCCCCUCGUGCUUAAAACAUAUUAUGACUUAUUCAAACUGAUUUUUGAAGGUAACUUUUAGUAAGGCAUCUUGAUUAUAAUUUAAAUUCCUGUUAUAAAAGUGACAGAAUCUGAAAAUAUCGAAGAAAACAACGUCAACCAUAAUGCCUCAUACAACUAUUCUUGUUUAUCAGGAAUUUUAGUGGAAAAGCCAUGAAUGAAUAUAGAUUUAUCCUCCCAUUUCCUUAUUUAUCAAAAAUAUGUAAUUUCCUAAGCAACAUAUAAAAUAACCUCUCCUAAGUAUCUUCCGUACUUUCAAUUUGUUAAUUUAUGAGUUUACGAAAUAUCCCAUUUAAGAAACGCUUAACCCGCUAUUAUGAGUAAGUCUGGCAUUUCAGUUUUUAUCGUCCACUAUUUAGGAUCGAUUUAGUAAGCUUACAAAAUGUUAAGAACAAACCAAUCAUGAUAAUGGAAAAACAAAUGUAUAUUAUCAUCUGCUCUAGGAGUAAUAUAUGUUUAAGAAAAGGUAUUUUUUAUAAAAAAAACAAAUGCAAAACAAUCUCUAGUUGUUAGAAACAAAAAUCGUCUCCAUAGAUAGAUGUCGUUCUCGCAAUGAAAAAUUCGAAAUGAUGCAUAAAACCACCCACAAUUUCUUCUAUAACCCAAACGGACUGUUCAAAUUACUUUGCAACAACAUAACACGGUAUCCUUAUUCGGAAUGAUAAUAACAGAUUACACAAAGGGUAGGCCUGUAGGAAAAAAAACUUCUUCUUCUCCUUAAAGAAAGAUCCACCGACCAACGCAGCAAAUUAUUGAUCACGCAAGAAAUUAUGAUCAAUUAAAAUGCAAUCAAGUCGAUCCUCAUGUCGAGAAACUAAUGGACGGCGAUAUUUGGAAGCGAAUAUGGUGAACGAAGACGGAAUCAAUCUGUGCUUAAUAUACACAAGCAAAUCACGGAGCCCAAUUAUUUUCAUAUACAAUAAAGGAGAAGAAAUCGGAAUACAGAAAUUGCAAGGCAAUCAAAUGCAUGAUUAACUUAAAAACAGAAGUGGGCGAUAAUCCUUUCGGAUUGCAACUCAUGGAAACAUGUUUUUAUUUUGCAUUCUUCUUAGCGAGUUGCAUUAUCACAACAAUCAAAACCCAGUUCCCUGAAGAAUACUAGUCAUCACACAAUAAAAAAUCUAUUACCAUCUACAAGGCAAGCAGGCGAACGGAUGCUCAUCGCUAUGACAAUCGCCCACUUCUAUUUUUCUCUCUUUCCCUCUCCACACCACUCUCUUUCAUCGUAGCUCGCUGUUGCUGUUUAGAUUGUGGCGCGCUUUCGAUGCGAACAAAAACAUGCCUGCUUCGAUGUUGUAACGCGCAGCACUCAAAGCAACACAGCAACAAUAAACUAUUUACCAGACAAACUAUAAGAAACAAUGACAAAUGACUACCACUACUGUAGGAACAGUAAGAACGAAAUGCCUUCCUAUUUUGAGUAAUAGGUUAUAAUGCAUGUUAGAUAACAAAAAAAAAACAGGAAAAACAAGUUAUUCCUCUUGAAAAGAUAUAAAUUUACAAAAAAAAACAAUACUAUAUUGUUUAGGCACAAUUUUAAUACGAAAUACACAGCUUAAAUCGAAAUCGGAGCCUUAUAUUAUAUUGUUGUAGAGCUUGAAGACCAAACAAAGCAAAAACAAAUACAUUGAAGCCUAAUGUUGUAAAAUUUUAUUCUACAAACGAAAAAUCACAGUAAAAAAAAUACGGUGGGCCAACAACGGCAGCCCUAGUCGCCGCACAAAAUAUUAGUUCCAUUUUAGCCACGCGUCAAAACGGAAGCUUUUAAUAUUUACCAGCCCUCGAUUGGUUCGACCCCCGUUAACAGUGCCAUCUACCAGAGCAAGCGGAGGAACUUUGCUUGAUUAAAAAAAAAGCAUUACAAAAGUCAACGGUUGCUCUGUUUUUUUGUUCUUUUUCAAACAUCGUAUAUUCGAAUCUGGGCGGAGGAGUUCAAUCAAGCAUGAACCAACGGUCGAUCGAAUUUAAAAUUUAUUGUUUUCAACUUGUUUUUUUAAACGACUUUUAGACGAAAAAAACGAAACUACUUUGUACCUGGGCCAACGUCGUCCUUUACACUAAUUAUGAAUUCAUGUUCCGCUAGUGACAUUUUGAAUGCAAACCUUUUAUGUACGCUAGUUCAUCUAGAUUUCCUAUUGUUUUCAGUUGACGAAAAAUAAAAGAGACAUCACCAGAAAGAUUCAUGCAAAAAACAAUAGGCAGUAACUUUUUUUCUAAUACAAUAAACACUAAAAAAACACACAAUCGAAAAGGAGAAUGAUACCAGAACAAAAGGAAAGAAUCUAAUUCUGUAAGGAAUCACAGUGCUAUAUAUAUAUUUACCAUUAAUAUUAGAGGAGCAGAGAAAAAACAUUGUUAAACGGAUCAUUAAAAUUGCCAAUAGCUAAGCGAUGGCGUGUAAAACAAAACUGCAUUGAACGUUGUAAGAGCAGAGAACUGCAAGCAUCACAUUAAAAAUCAAAACAUGAAAACAAAGAAAAAAUAAACAUCGAAAAAAACUA
Molecule: messenger RNA, 7931 nt
Organism: Armigeres subalbatus
Lineage: Eukaryota; Metazoa; Arthropoda; Insecta; Diptera; Culicidae
Product: activating transcription factor 3-like
Exons: 5
Coding region: 1895-3676 (593 amino acids)
Biological process (GO): regulation of transcription by RNA polymerase II
Cellular component (GO): nucleus
Molecular function (GO): DNA-binding transcription factor activity, RNA polymerase II-specific; RNA polymerase II cis-regulatory region sequence-specific DNA binding
Source: RefSeq, a predicted model, not a curated record